AUGCAGGACGCUGGAAUGUUGAUACUGCGCCCGGUAGUCCAAGACGCCAUGUUCUUCUCACUGCUGAACCGCGACGUCCGUAUGAGCAUAUACGACUUUCUGUAUGGAUGGCUUCCUCCAUUACCGUACAGGAAGCGCUGGCAGAAAGAAGAAGAUUGUCGUGGUAUGAUGCUGGCUUGUAAGCAGGCCAACCUGGAACUUUCUGAAGCAGCGGCUCGUCACCUAAAAGUAUUCUUCGAUGAGUUCUCCAACGACUUUGAGCAAGAGUGUGGGCAUCCCAUCAGCCUCUACGGAAAUAUCCCGCUUCACCAGGGAUGGAAGGCGCUGCAAUCCGUCACAUUCACCCUGGACAUCAGCUUCUUCGAUGAGGCUCUCGCUGAGCUUGCGAUGAUACCCGAGGCUGAGAAAGAUAAUUGGCGUCACGGGGAGGUGGCGCAGAAGCUCACACUCAACGCCAGUGAAGACUGGGAUAGUCACAAAAUCUCCGAAUGGCGUGCACUCCUGCUUCAUCCGUUCGACAAGGUCACCUUAUUGAUCACCGAUGCGUCCAAGGAUGUCGACGACCUUACGAGCACCCAUAUCGAAAAGUAUCUCAGCGUUAUCGGCAUGUUGCGAGACAGCUUAGACGGAAUGGGCGAAAACUGCGGGCACGACUGGCUCAUGUUCCAAAACUCUCUAGACUGGGACGCCAUCUGUGAAACAGAAUAUGGCGAUCCACCCGCUCGCUUUUUCAACAAGUACGACGAGUUCGACGAUACGCCAAAGCGGAAGUGGUACAAGACCGCAGAGCUCUUCCGCUUUGCGCGAGUGCAGCACGAGCGACUAAGCAAUAGGGGCUCGAGGAAAUAUGUCGAGAAACAAGCUCUCCGCGACUAUAUUAGAACGGGCCAACGUAUUCAGACCAAACAAAUCAACUUCGCCUGGAACUUCCUGCCUAGUACUACGCCGGCUCCCGAGAAACUUGUUGGUAAGAUGCACACCUAUACCGCCCAACACGCGGGGCAAAUGCGUAGGAAAGAUCAGCUCCGCGAGCUCAAAUAUGAAAACCAGUGGCCGCACAAGUACGAGGUGGCUGCUGCGGAUGGACUUAUCGGCGAGAUGGGCAUUCGGCAUCCCAAGCGCUGGGUCCUGGCGAGUGAGGAGUAUACUGAGUACUAUGGUAUGAUGGGGCAGUUGAAAGAGGCGGAAGAUGUGGAGAGCAAGGGUAUUGGAAUGCCGCUGUGGAGGGCGAGGCCAAAGGUUAAGAAGGGGGAGGGUGAUGGAACAGCUGAGGAAACUGCUGAGGUAGAAGCUGAGGAGGAGAUUGACGAAGAUGUUCAGGAGGAAGUUAAGGAAGACGUUGUAAUCGAGGUCGAGGAGGAGAUGGAAGAAGAGUCUGAGUCUGAGUCUGAAUCUGAGUCUGAAGAUGACGGUGACGAAGAUGACGAAGAUGAUGACGAUGAAGAUAGCGAAGACGACGAGGAUGAUGAAGAGGAUGAUGACGAAGAGGAAGAUCAAGCUGAGAUUGAGGACGAGGAUGGACCCGGCUUCCAGGCUGUGAUUCGCGGUGGGAAACAAACCAAGAUACCGGAUUACUGGAAAAAGGCGUAG
This is a messenger RNA of Alternaria arbusti, 1590 nucleotides long. RefSeq lists its product as uncharacterized. The coding region runs from base 1 to 1590 and encodes 529 amino acids. The transcript is spliced from 2 exons. The record is from RefSeq and is a predicted model, not a curated record. NCBI's taxonomy places the organism in Eukaryota, Fungi, Ascomycota, Dothideomycetes, Pleosporales, Pleosporaceae.